This is a messenger RNA of Eucalyptus grandis, 5138 nucleotides long. Its product is annotated as ABC transporter C family member 5. Gene Ontology annotation, molecular function: ABC-type transporter activity; ATP binding; ATP hydrolysis activity. Gene Ontology annotation, cellular component: vacuolar membrane; plant-type vacuole. The record is from RefSeq and is a predicted model, not a curated record. Gene Ontology annotation, biological process: transmembrane transport. Lineage: Eukaryota; Viridiplantae; Streptophyta; Magnoliopsida; Myrtales; Myrtaceae. The annotation marks the transcript as partial. The transcript has 11 exons.
AUUGGCUUCCUGUCGUCAGCCGUCGCCACGGGGCCGCCUCAUGGUAAUAAUGCCCCGCUCUUGAGGACCAUCCGGGGCUUGCCCGUGUUGGAGCUGUCCUCCGUUUGCAUCAAUUUGACGCUCUGUCUGGUGUUCCUCUUCGUCGUCUCCGUGAGGCAGAUAUCGGUCUGCAUAGGCCGGAUACGGAUUGCCAAGGACGAUUCUAUCGCGGGUUCUAGCCCGAUCAGUCGGAGCUUCGAUGGGGAGAUCUUCGUGGUUAAGAUAGGUUACGGGUUCAAGCUAUCGGUGCUUAGUUGUUUCUAUGUGCUGUUUGUGCAAGUUCUGGUGUUGGGUUUUGAUGGGACUGGCUUGAUCAGAGAGGCCUCGAGUGGCAAGUCUGCGGAUUGGUCCGGUCUUUGCUCGCCCGCGGCUCAGUGUUUAGCUUGGUUCUUGCUGAGCUUCUCGGCUGUCCAUUGUAAAUUGAAUGUGCCCGAGAAAUUCCCUCUGUUGUUGAGGGUAUGGUGGCUGGCCUCAUUUUUUAUUUGUCUGUUGACUCUGCAUGCUGAUGUGAGAGCAUUCUUGGUAGAGGGCUCUGCGCAUUGGAGUUCACAUGUCGUGGCAAAUUUCGCUUGUGCCCCUGCUCUCGCUUUCCUUUGUUACGUUGCAGCUAAGGGCGAUACUGGGGUGCAAACAAGUAGAAAUUCUGAUAUUCGGGAGCCAUUGCUUCUCGAGGAAGAAGCUGGGCCUGCGAAAGUUACCCCGUACAAUGAUGCCGGCUUGUUUAGUUUGGCCACUCUUUCUUGGCUGAACCCACUUCUUUCUAUUGGUGCCAAGCGACCACUUGAGCUUAGGGACAUCCCCCUUCUCGCCCCAAAUGAUCGAGCCAAGACCAAUUAUAAGGUGUUAAAAUCAAACUGGGAGAAACUGAAGGCUGAAAAUCCUUCGAAGCAGCCUUCCUUGGCUUGGGCGAUACUCAAGUCAUUUUGGAGAGAAGCAGCAUGUAAUGCCAUUUUUGCUGGCUUGAACACUCUAGUUUCAUACGUUGGUCCAUUCUUGAUAAGCUACUUCGUGGAUUACCUUGUUGGAAAGGAGACUUUCCGUCAUGAAGGUUACAUCCUGGCCGGGAUAUUCUUUGGUGCGAAGCUAGUGGAGACUUUAACGACCCGGCAAUGGUAUCUCGGGGUUGAUAUCCUGGGAAUGCAUGUGAGAUCAGCUUUAACAGCAAUGGUGUACCGAAAAGGCCUUCGGCUCUCUAGUGCUGCAAAGCAAAGCCAUACCAGUGGGGAAAUUGUUAACUACAUGGCAGUAGAUGUCCAGAGAGUUGGGGACUUCUCAUGGUAUCUCCAUGACAUAUGGAUGCUUCCAAUGCAAAUUGCUCUUGCCUUAGCUAUUUUAUAUAAGAACGUUGGAAUUGCUUCUGUUGCUGCUCUGGUUGCCACCAUCGUGUCCAUCAUUGUCACCGUCCCAGUGGCUAGGAUCCAAGAAGAUUAUCAAGAUAAACUCAUGGCUGCCAAGGAUGAUAGAAUGAGGAAGACAUCAGAAUGUCUUAGGAACAUGAGGAUUCUCAAGUUGCAGGCUUGGGAGGACAGAUAUCGAGUUAAGCUGGAGGAGAUGAGGAAUGUUGAGUUCAAGUGGCUCCGCAAAGCGCUCUACUCUCAAGCUUUUAUCACAUUCAUAUUUUGGAGCUCUCCCAUAUUUGUUGGUGCCGUCACUUUUGGUACUUCUAUAUUGAUGUCUCAGCAGCUCACUGCUGGCAGUGUUCUUUCUGCAUUGGCGACCUUCAGAAUUCUCCAAGACCCUCUUAGAAAUUUUCCAGACUUGGUGUCAAUGAUGGCUCAGACAAAAGUUUCACUUGACAGGAUUUCUGGGUUCCUCCAGGAUGAAGAAUUGCAGGAGGACGCAACUAUAGUCCUUCCACAAGGUACCACUAAGAUUGCUGUGGAAAUAAAAAAUGGCGAAUUCUGCUGGGACCCCUCUUCCGCAAGACCAACUCUAUCGGGAAUUCAAUUGAAAGUGGAAGCAGGGAUGCGGGUGGCUGUCUGUGGCAUGGUUGGCUCCGGAAAGUCAAGUUUUCUCUCCUGUAUCCUCGGAGAGGUUCCAAAAGUUGCCGGUGAAGUCAGAAUUUGCGGUUCUGCAGCUUAUGUCUCUCAGUCAGCUUGGAUACAAUCUGGAAAUAUUGAAGAGAACAUUCUUUUCGGUAGCCCUAUGGAUAAAGCAAGAUAUAAAAGUGUGAUCCAUGCUUGUUCACUAAAGAAGGAUUUGGAGCUCUUAUCCCAUGGAGAUCAGACCAUCAUUGGUGAUAGAGGCAUAAAUUUGAGCGGUGGGCAGAAGCAGCGAGUACAGCUUGCUCGGGCGCUCUAUCAAGAUGCGGACAUUUAUCUACUUGACGAUCCAUUCAGUGCAGUUGAUGUGCAUACAGGAUCAGAGUUGUUUAAGGAAUACAUUUUAACAGCACUAGCUACAAAGACUGUGAUAUUUGUGACCCAUCAAGUUGAAUUUUUGCCUGCUGCAGAUAUGAUACUGGUCCUAAAGGAGGGGCGCAUCAUUCAAGCUGGAAAAUAUGAUGAUCUUCUACAGGCAGGAACUGAUUUUGAAACACUGGUCUCAGCUCACCAUGAAGCAAUUGGAGCAUUAGACAUUCCAAACCACUCAUCAGAAGAUUCAGAUGAGAAUUUGCCUGGCUCUAUCAUACUUGGGAAAAAAUGCAACGCAGGAGGCAAUGACGUUGAUAUUUUGGCAAAAGAAGUACACGAGGGUAUAUCAGCCCCUGAACAGAAAGCAAUCAAAGAGAAAAAGAAAGCAAAGCGGUCACGAAAAAAGCAGCUUGUUCAGGAAGAGGAAAGAGAGCGGGGACGAGUCAGUAUGACAGUUUAUCUCUCAUAUAUGGCUGCUGCAUAUAAAGGCUUACUGAUUCCACUUAUAAUUAUUGCACAAUCGUUAUUUCAAUUUCUUCAAAUUGGAAGUAACUGGUGGAUGGCUUGGGCAAAUCCCCAAACAGAAGGAGACCAACCAAAAGUCAGACCCAUGGUGCUCCUGAUCGUUUAUAUGGCACUUGCUUUUGGGAGUUCUUGGUUUAUAUUUGUAAGGGCUGUUCUCGUGGCUACAUUUGGGCUUGCUGCAGCUCAGAAGCUCUUCUCGAGGAUGCUGACAAGUGUGUUUCGUGCUCCAAUGUCUUUCUUUGACUCUACACCAGCCGGACGGAUUUUGAAUCGUGUGUCGGUUGAUCAAAGUGUCGUGGAUCUUGACAUUCCCUUUAGACUUGGCGGUUUUGCUUCAACAACCAUACAGCUUAUUGGCAUUGUAUGUGUAAUGGCUAAAGUUACCUGGCAAGUGAUUCUUCUUGUCAUCCCAAUGGCGGUGGCUUGCUUGUGGAUGCAGAAAUACUACAUGGCUUCAUCAAGGGAACUUGUCCGUAUUGUAAGCAUCCAGAAAUCUCCAAUCAUGCAUCUUUUUGGGGAAUCAAUUGCUGGAGCCGCCACAAUAAGAGGUUUUGGGCAAGAGAAGAGAUUUAUGAAGAGGAAUCUUCAUCUUCUUGACUGUUUUGGUCGCCCAUUCUUUUACAGUAUUGCAGCAAUAGAGUGGCUUUGCCUUCGCAUGGAAUUACUCUCCACUUUUGUGUUCGCUUUUUGCAUGAUUCUACUAAUCAGCUUUCCACAUGGAACUAUUGAUCCUAGCAUGGCUGGCCUUGCUGUGACUUAUGGUCUAAACUUGAAUGCCCGCCUCUCAAGAUGGAUACUUAGCUUUUGCAAGCUUGAGAACAAAAUAAUUUCCAUAGAAAGAAUAUACCAGUACUGUCAAAUCCCAAGUGAAGCUCCGCCAGUUAUAGAGGACUCUCGCCCUCCAUCUACAUGGCCAGAGUGUGGGAUGAUUGAACUAAUUGAUUUGAAGGUACGUUACAAGGAGAGUCUUCCCUUGGUGCUCCAUGACAUAAACUGCACAUUUCCUGGGGGAAAAAGGAUCGGCAUUGUCGGGCGUACUGGAAGCGGCAAAUCAACCUUAAUUCAGGCCCUGUUUCGCUUGAUUGAACCAUCUAGUGGGAGAAUCAUUAUAGACAAGAUCGAUAUAUCUAAAGUAGGGCUCCAUGACCUUCGAAGUCGCUUGAGUAUCAUACCCCAGGAUCCGACAUUAUUUGAAGGAACUAUAAGGGGCAAUCUCGAUCCCCUUGAGGAGCAUUCAGAUGUUGAAAUUUGGCAGGCCUUGGAUAAAUCUCAGCUUGGGGAGAUAGUGCGUGAGAAAGAGCUAAAGCUUGAUACUCCAGUUCUUGAAAGUGGAGAUAACUGGAGUGUGGGGCAAAGGCAAUUAGUUUCUCUUGGUCGGGCUUUGCUUAAGCAGGCAAGGAUAUUGGUUCUUGAUGAAGCUACUGCUUCAGUCGACACAGCCACUGAUAACCUCAUCCAGGGAAUUCUCCGGACAGAGUUUAAGGAUUGCACCGUGUGCACCAUAGCACAUCGUAUUCCAACAGUUAUUGACAGUGAUCUGGUUUUAGUCCUCAAUGAAGGUCGAGUAGCAGAGUUUGACACUCCAGCACGACUAUUAGAGGACAGAUCAUCCAUGUUUCUAAAGUUGGUAACUGAAUAUUCAUCAAGGUCGAGUGGCAUACCCGAGUUUUAGUUUGCGCAGCAUGCCUGGAGGCCUUGAAAGGACUUGGAGCAUCAAAAAUGGUAAUCCAGACUGACUCACCCGAUUCUUCUCCAUUUGGUGGCGCUGCUUCAUUCAGCCCAUAAGAACAUGCAACUGAGAAGGAUCAAAAGGGGGGGGCUUUUCUGGUUCCAACUUAUCACAUGUGGCCAGGAAAAAUCACACGAAAGUCAUUCUUUGGAGCGGCAGCAUGGGGAAGUUCGUGCAUGUUCGUUCCAAUGGCUACCGAAAUAAGAAGGAUCGGUCGGAGGCAGGGUAAUAAUUGGGAGAGAGUAGGAGGGGGGUAAUUAUUGAGAUCUUGCAAUAAAAGUAGAUUGUAAAUUGGUGCACGAUGUCGUUCCAAUAUUGCAACGAAAUUUUGUAGUGCUGGAUUAGUCAUUGUGAAUACACUAGAGUCCAGUGGCCAGAAACCCAUUUUGAGGGUAGUACAGUACAGUUUUUUUUUUCAGUCUUUCUGAUCUUGUGCCCUGCUUAAUUGUGCUUUGUAUGGCAACUCAGUGAAUCCGCUUUUUCCUUUCCAA